This is a messenger RNA of Mesocricetus auratus (golden hamster), 3679 nucleotides long. It is a transcript of the gene Gstcd, whose product is annotated as glutathione S-transferase C-terminal domain containing. The coding region runs from base 1424 to 3316 and encodes 630 amino acids. NCBI's taxonomy places the organism in Eukaryota, Metazoa, Chordata, Mammalia, Rodentia, Cricetidae. The transcript has 14 exons. The record is from RefSeq and is a predicted model, not a curated record.
CUCUUGGAGCACACUUGAACUUUCCCCCAAAGAGAGAGGUUUUUUUUUCCGUUGCAGCCCGUCCUGAUUGGACGCUGUACGUGGAUACUGUUGCACAGUGGCUGCAACCGAUUUGCUGCAUCCUGGGACGUUUGCUCAUAGUAGUCCCAUCAAAGCAGCGUCUCCCCUCGUUAAUUAAGUUGAAUAGAAAAUUUGGGAUGAGCUUGCAUGAAAAUUGCUUUGGCUUCGGAAAUGACUACUCAAACGCAAACCGUCCCACCUUUGCUUGGUUUAGGAAUUACAUGACCCUCCUUCUUUCCAGCCUUGUCUAUCCACAAAUUCCUUGUCAUAGAGUCCUUACGGUUAGGAAAGAUAGACUAACGUAUCUCCUACCAAAUUAUUGCGAAGGAAUUUGGCGUUUGUCAAGUUUUUCUUGUGCUUUUUCUACAGAAAAGGGUGUUUAAAGGAAAGAAUACCAAAACCAGCAAGUACUAGCGAUGGUCUUAAACAUGUAAAUAUGGUCGUUGAAAUGCCACGAGAAUAAACUGUUAUAAUACAACAACUGCUAUGCUGUCAUAUUUACUAGAUCAAACAUUCAACUAUAUGAGUUUUUUUAAAUAAUUGCAUUGUGGGAGCACACACUACGAAAAUGAUUGCCUUAAGUAUUUUCAUUACUUGAAAUUGUAUUUGGUUUGUACCUGAAGGCUUCAUUUUAAGAGGCCUAACUUCAAAAAUUAGAUUGAGAUUUGAACAUUGCUUUAUGUUAUUAGUCAUAAUAAUAAUUUAAAAAAACACCUUUAAACUAGGCAGGGACCUUGGGGCGGUGGACUUUCAAGGAAGGGAAGAUAGGGUUCAGUGGUAUACAGGGGCAGGAGAAAAGUGGAGAGAUUUCUUCUAUGUAUUUGCUCAUUUUAAACAAAGCCAAAAGAGCUUUCGUGGUUGUGGAUCUUUAAAGAAUAAUUUUAACCUGUUAUGUUUUCUAGCUGUGGUUUCAGCAACAUGUGGUUUGAAAUAAACACAAACAAAAAUCCAGUUGGUCUUACUAAUAAUAGCAAUAAUUUAGCAGACAUCAAAACAUCUGGUACUAACCAGUGGGACAUUUGUAGAAUAGGCAGUUACCUGGUAUGUGUUGUUUUUUAUCCUUAAAUUCAAAGUAAAUUCCUGGAUUCCGCUGUGAUCACUUCGUGGGAUGCAGGAGUUUAAGCUUUGUAUGAUACAGAGGAAGAAGAAAACCCACCAAUACCGGCAUUGAAAAAGCAUUAAGAAAUCGAUUGUACUUGGCAUUUUCUCUUGGACAGCUCAUUAGUUUUUCUGAUUUCACCAUGGGAAGAGCACCAAGGUUACUCAUCUGAGAAUCAUCACUAAAAAUGUUUAAUCAUGCAGACUGGAGAAAAGGAUUCUUUCGAAAGUCAUUCAUCCUUGAAGUGGCCAAUGAAAAGAGAAAAUGAAAGGCAUUAAGAAAAGUCCUACGGUAGAAUCUCUGUACCUGGAGUACUCUCACCAAGCAGAAGGGGGCAUCUUUCCUCUCCACACAUCUGUAGCUCUGUUUUUAUUAUCGUACUGUGACUGCAAGGUCUUUAAUGUUUACUUAGUCCUUACCGAAGAAAACCUAGACACUUCACUCCUAAGAGAGGCGCUGUCCCAGGAUCUGGACAUACAGGUUAUUUCAAGACAGGCGCUCCCACCGAUAGUCCAGAAUUGCUGCUUGCCUGCAGUGGUAGAACAGCCAGAGGUUUUCUGUAGAGCAGGACUUGCCGUUGUCCUAAGACAUGUAAUUCAGAAAUCCUAUGAAGCCGAGCCGUCAAGAAAGGAAAUUUUGGAACUUCUGGGUUUUAAAAAGACUUGUUUGAAAGCCUGUGCUGAAGUCAGUCAGUGGACCAGGCUAUGUGAACUCACCAUCCCUUUGGCUGUUGAGAAUUUUCUCCAAGAGUCUUCUGACCAGUCCCCAGCUAUCCCUGAAGAAAUCCUACAGCUCGAGAGAAAGCUCAGUGAGCCUGUCAGAGUACACAACGAUGACAAACUCCGCAGACAGAAGCUAAAGCAACAGAAGACGGCUGGAGUUGAGCCUUCCUCUGGCAAGGGAAAAGCAAAAGGCAAGGCCCGUGCACAGCAACCAUCCAAAGAGUUGGCUGGCUCCUCCAAGAGUCUAGAACUGAUGGUGGCAUUCUCAAAGCUCACAGUGCAAGACACGGGUGCUGCUAACAAGGAGCCUCCUCACAUCAGGAAAGCCAAAGCCUCUGACCUUCCGCCUCUGGAGCACGUGUUUGCAGAAGGACUGUAUUUCACUUUGGCGGACAUUGUGCUUUUGCCCUGUGUUCAUCAGUUUUUGGUAAUUAUUUCCAAGAAAUUUUCUGAGAAGCUGGAACAGUUUCCACUGCUAACCUCUUGGUAUCAGAGGAUUCAGCAAGUGCCAAAAGUAAAAACAGCAGCUGCUAAGUGUGGCAUCCACUUUUUGUAUUUACCAGAAUUGCUGAAUUCUGAAAGUAAACCACACCUGAACCCUGAUGAGGUGACAUCUGUAGAGGAACCAAGUGAUCCUUUAUUUAUAGGAGGACCAAGACCAACCAUGACCAAGUUAAUGGAAACAGGCAUUGAAGCAUUGUUUUCUCCGCACCCUUGUCCGUCUUGGACCCUUGACUGGAACAGCCUUCCUGCUGCUGUCAGCCCAAAAGAAGGCAAAAUGUCCCCUGACCGAGCUUUGAGGAAGCAGCAACAGCUAAACAACCUUGUUUAUGUGGUGCUAAGUCAAGCCAAGCCUGGUGACAGAAUCGUGGAUUUCUGCAGUGGCGGGGGCCAUGUCGGGAUUGUGCUUGCGCACAUGCUGCCUUUGUGCCAGGUUACAUUAAUAGAAAACAAGGAAUUAUCAUUAAUCCGUGCUAAGAAGAGAAGUGAUGAACUCGGGUUAAGCAAUAUUUGGUUCAUUCAAGCAAAUAUGGAGUAUUUUACAGGAAUGUUUAACAUUGGGGUCGCACUGCACGCUUGUGGAGUAGCAACAGACAUGGUGAUCCAGCACUGCAUCCAAACACGGGCUUCUUUCAUCACGUGCCCUUGCUGCUACGGGUUCAUUCAGAACACCUCCAAGUUCAACUUCCCCAAAAGUGAAAAAUUCAAGAAAACUUUAUCAUACAAGGAACACAUGAUUCUGUGCAGAUUUGCAGAUCAGACAGCUGUGCAGCUCCCACCCCAGCGAAGACUCAUAGGGAAGCAGUGCAUGUGCCUGGUGGAUAUGGACCGUGCAACCGCCGCGGAAGAACACGGCUACUCUGUUCAAGUGAUAUCUAUGGAGCCACAGAGCUGUUCUCCCAAAAAUAACAUGAUCGUGGGUGUCCCCGUUUAGAAUGAGGCACUCACCCUGAUGUUUUGCCAUUGGCUUCCUGGUGAAAGCCCAGGGGUAUGCAGGGAGUCCUUGGUGUCUUACUGGAAGCGAUGCUGAGCAUCUCGAACCUAUCCAAAGUUACAGGGAGCCUUGGAAGAGGGACAUUUGCUGUGUGUGCAGAAGGAUGGAUGACUGGCUUCCUAGAGGGAAUCCCCAAAGCCUCAGCUGCCAAACAGAUCAUUCUCACUGGCCAAGUUCCCUUCAUCAGAGCCAUUUCCUCACGUGCUUUCUUGAUUGUGUCAGUGGGAUAGUCAAACCAAGUUAUGUCCUCGAAGCCUUCAUUUUGUAAUCUUGAGAUAUUCACAUAUAGUGAUCAAAACUAAA